Messenger RNA from Gastrolobium bilobum, 1899 nucleotides. RefSeq names its product sulfite exporter TauE/SafE family protein 3-like. Gene Ontology annotation, biological process: protein ubiquitination. Bases 225 to 1658 code for a protein of 477 amino acids. Gene Ontology annotation, cellular component: Cul4A-RING E3 ubiquitin ligase complex; membrane. The transcript is spliced from 12 exons. The record is from RefSeq and is a predicted model, not a curated record. Lineage: Eukaryota; Viridiplantae; Streptophyta; Magnoliopsida; Fabales; Fabaceae.
UGUUCACCCGAAUUACGUUGCUUCAUAAAAUAUCAAUCCCACAUUUUUCUUUGGUUCUUGUUUUCCUUGUCUGAGUUUUCUUGCAUGCAAAACAGAGCACGCAUUGGCUCUGUUCAUUGUUGAAGAGAUUUUAUCAUUGGAAGGUGAAAGAUUGGACGGCACAGAGUUUUUCUAUUACAGUAGAAAGAGAUUAUCAAAAAGAGGGAGGAGUUUUGGGGGGAAAAAUGAUGUCUGAGUUUGGACUGAGAAUGGGAUCCAUAAUGGUGUUGUUGUUUGGUUUUGCAUCGGCUUUUGUGAUUGUUUCGGCGGAAAAAAGGGUUAUGGGAAUGGAAAUGGCAAGAUUUAAUGUUACCCAAGAGCCUGAACACAGUUUCCUCAACAGAGCUGUGAAUUUCUUAUGGCAAUCGGGGGAAUCGGGUUAUCAACACGUAUGGCCGGAUAUGGAAUUUGGGUGGCAAAUUGUUCUGGGUAGUUUUAUUGGUUUUUGUGGAGCGGCAUUUGGAAGUGUAGGUGGUGUUGGUGGCGGUGGCAUAUUCGUUCCUAUGCUUAGCCUCAUCAUUGGGUUUGAUCCAAAAUCAUCCACAGCUAUCUCAAAAUGUAUGAUCAUGGGCGCAGCUGCGUCAACUGUUUACUACAACCUUAAGCUAAGGCAUCCUACGUUGAAUAUGCCCAUCAUUGACUACGAUUUGGCACUUCUCAUUCAACCAAUGCUUAUGCUUGGUAUCAGCAUUGGAGUGGCCUUCAACGUUGUAUUUCCUGAUUGGAUGGUGACUAUAUUGCUUAUUGUUCUCUUUUUCGGCACAUCAACGAAAGCAUUCUUUAAGGGGGUUGAAACAUGGAAAAAGGAAACCAUAAUGAAAAAGGAGGCGGCUGCUAGGCGACAAGAGUCAACUGGUUCUGGGGCUGAAAUAGAAUACAAACCUCUUCCCAGUGGACCAAAUGGUGGCACAGAAAAGGCCACCAAGGAACAUGAGGUGACUAUUCUUGAAAAUGUAUACUGGAAGGAGUUUGGACUUCUUGCAUUUGUUUGGAUUUCAUUCCUUGCUGUACAGAUUGCCAAGGAAUACUAUACAACUACUUGUUCCACAGCAUAUUGGGUACUGAACUUGUUACAGAUUCCAGUCGCAGUUGGAGUAACUUCGUAUGAGGCAGCUGCCUUGUUCAGUGGACGUAGAGUAAUUGCUUCCACGGGAAAUCAAGGGAAAGAUUUCACUGUUCUCCAGCUAGUUAUCUAUUGUAUCUUUGGCUUACUGGCUGGAGUAGUUGGGGGCUUGCUGGGACUAGGAGGAGGUUUUGUUAUGGGUCCACUUUUUCUAGAACUGGGAGUCCCACCUCAGGUGUCCAGCGCCACAGCCACCUUUGCCAUGGCCUUCUCCUCAUCUAUGUCUGUGAUAGAAUACUACUUGCUGAAACGUUUUCCAGUUCCUUAUGCUGUUUACUUUACCCUGGUGGCUACUAUUGCAGCCCUGGUUGGACAACAUAUUGUGAGAAAGCUGAUCAUCUUAUUCGGAAGAGCAUCCCUUAUCAUCUUCAUUCUGGCCUCUACAAUAUUUGUUAGUGCAAUCUCACUAGGGGGAGUUGGCAUUUCAAAUAUGGUGCACAAGAUUCAGAAUCAUGAGUAUAUGGGAUUUGAGAAUAUCUGCAAGUACGGGUCAUAGCACAUUCUCGAAGAUUAUUUUGUCGUGUUUACAUUAUCCAUGUUCCGUACCAAAGCCUGGAGCGAAAGGUCGCCAAAAUUGACUUCUGCUUCGUGCCGAGGCUUCUAUCCUGUUAGAAAGGGUCAUUUUUUAUUGUUGCCAUGUCAUGGACUGAUUCCAUAGGAAAUUCAGAAACUGAAUUAUAUUCCGUAUAUUCUUUGUGUUCAAGCUUUUCUAUCAUCUAGUUUUUUUAAUGAAAAUU